GCUUUAGUUCGACGACGAUGAUGACCUUCUUUUGCACGCUGCACGGGACAGCAUCAGUAAGGUACAUGACGAGGUUGGAAUCACACCAGAAGAAGCCUCACGAGCUUAGCUGAACAGGCUGUUGUGUGGGCCUUGAUGUCCGUUCGGGGUGCGCUGAAUACUUUCUCAACGCAAGAUUGUCACUGUUGAUCUGCCUUCAUGUAAGUUAGCACUUUUCAAAGGCUACAGUAACGGAGAUAUAGUAAAAGCUAUAUACCAGGUUGAAGCCCACAGAGUCGCAUUUAAUUCCGUCGUCAUCCAGUAUAGAUGGAUCGCAAUAAAUCGAAGAAAGAAAGGAAGAACCGGGGAAGAGGCACCGAGGAUACGACCGCUUCGUCAGGAACCGAACCAUCGACGACAAGGCCGUCCGAGUUGCGUUCCCCCACGGAGUCUGUUAGAUUCCCCAAACGUUCAAGGCGUCCGACUGUCACGGCAUCGCCGGAGGCACUAAGUACACCCCGCAUUCGAGUCGAUUCCACGGCGGGUGAUCUGGAUCCGGAUCGGCAGGCCUCCGUAACCAUUACGACACCAGAACAACAAGUGCAGGACAUCGCCCCGGUGCACAAAAGACUUGUGUCUUCGCGCGAUCUACAACGUACGGUUUCGACGGAGACUUGCUUGGACGUGCAGGAGCGGGAACAAGAUCGCGGAAAGCCACCGCAGGGCAACGAAGCAGUUCUACCGAGGAAAACCAUGUUCGAAGAUACCGGUGAACGACCACGGAAUGCUUCUAGAACGCGGGACGGCAGUCAAGGUUCAUUACAAGCCAAAGAGAAGAACGAUGAAGGUAUCUCCUCAUUGAAGUACGCUCCGCAAUGGGCAGUUCAGAAGGGCCAACCGAAUUCGGGAAAGGAGGCCCAAGCAACUGAGGGUGGCACAACAGCUGGCGAAAAUUCAGGGCAGCUUAAUGAAGACUACGGAGCGCCGUCAGCGAUCGUAACGCUCCCUACCGAAGACACACGGCCACUGCAGUUGCUACGUGGUGCUACAGAAUUCGGGAACCAAAGCGGGAUACCGGGCCCGUCGCAAGACUGGGAAGGCAAGAGAAAGGUAACCCUGCUUGUAAUCGCUCCGCUCAUAGGCAUUGGCAUAACUGUGCUUUUCAUAAUGGCGUCGAAACAUUUCUUCUACUCCAACGAACAUAUCGAAGUGCACGUUCCGGAUUAUGGGACUGUCCGAGGAGUAGCCUUCACCGUAGAAGAAAGAUCAGUGUUUGCGUUUUCUGGAGUUAGCUUCGCAGACUCCACAGCAGGAGAGCACAGGUUUAGAGCGCCCGUUCCAACUGGACGUUUCACCAAGGUCAUUGACGCUACGGUACGGAAACCAGGCUGUUCCCAGAUACCCCCAGUCCUCUUCAGUCUCCGAAGUGACCUUCAGGGCAAGUCUUCUGAGGACUGUCUGCAUCUGAAUAUCUGGACGCCGUGCACGUCUGUAUCAAAGAAAGGCUGCAGGAAAACUGUCGUAGUAUUUCUCUUCGGCAUCGAAUUUCAGAUUGGAGACAACAACCGAUACGACGGCCGCUAUUUCUCUGCGCUCGGCGACGUGGUCUUGGUGGUUCCAAAUUUUCGAAUGGGGGCCUUCGGAUUUCUCAAUUUUGAUGCUCCGACAUUUCCAGGAAACCUUCCGCUCCGCGACCAGCAACUCGCCAUACAGUGGAUCCUCAACCAUAUCGAACAGUUCGGCGGCGAUAGGAACAACGUCGUGCUCAUGGGAAGUGCCGCCGGAGCCUGGUCUGUAGGCGCCCAUUUUCUCAGCAGCAACCCAUACUGGAGGAAGCACUUCUCCCGAAUAAUACUUCAGAGCGAGUCACCUUUCCGAAGGUACUUCGACCACAACGCCACCAUGAUCGCAGACCGGCUCGGCUGUCCGGUAACGCCAACAACGGAUCUAAUCCAGUGCCUGCAGAAUGUUCCAGCACAAAACCUCGUGGAUCUCGGCCGUUCUUUCAAACUUUAUUUCGGACCAUCUUACGGCACCGUUCCUCUGCUGGAACCCCCUUGGAUACUGGCGAGAACGACCGACAUCAACAAAAAGGACGUCCUCAUCGGCAGCACGUCCAGCGAAGCUUGCGUACUCCUAGCCACCAUAUCAGUGGAAGUUGGUCAGGGCACAGAAUCUGUCAGGAACGCCGUCAACAUGAUCUUCGACGCGUACAAGAUCGACAGGGCGGACGAAGGUGGCAAGCUGCUGAGCCGUUACGGUAGGGACGGCACAAACAUGUCGUGGGUCUACGACAUGGUGGCGGACAUGAUAUACGACUGCCCCGUCUUGAGCUUCGCCCAGUAUCUUGCCUCACGUGGCAACCACGUACGGACGUAUGUCUUUGACCACAAGGCGACCUUCUCCACCUUCAACACAUGCAUCGGGGCACCAAGGUUUCAGGAACUCGACUUCGUUUUUGGGACCCCGAUACACAACGCCUCCCUGGACGGGACCGCGGCGGAAGUGAUCCUCAGCCGGAAGAUGAUCGAAAUGUGGGCGGGCUUUGCCAAGACAGGGAGUCUCCCUAACAUCCGGCAGGAUCCCUGGCCGUAUUUCACUGUUGCCGAGCAGCAGCAUGUCCGAAUAACCACAGGGCCGCUCGAGAUCAUUUCGGAUUAUAAGAAGCACACCUGCAAAACCAUGAGCGAUGUCAUGGAAGAGCUGAAUUCGUGGCAAACACACCAAUGAAUCGGAUCCAAUAAAGGCGCAUCAUAAUGUACGGGCGCACUAGAAAUCUCCCCUUCUCCA
Ornithodoros turicata is the source of this 2769-nucleotide messenger RNA. Its product is annotated as acetylcholinesterase-like. Gene Ontology annotation, molecular function: acetylcholinesterase activity. The record is from RefSeq and is a predicted model, not a curated record. Gene Ontology annotation, biological process: choline metabolic process; acetylcholine catabolic process. Bases 307 to 2709 code for a protein of 800 amino acids. Lineage: Eukaryota; Metazoa; Arthropoda; Arachnida; Ixodida; Argasidae. Gene Ontology annotation, cellular component: plasma membrane. The transcript is spliced from 5 exons.